Daphnia pulicaria is the source of this 670-nucleotide messenger RNA. RefSeq names its product endocuticle structural glycoprotein SgAbd-2-like. Lineage: Eukaryota; Metazoa; Arthropoda; Branchiopoda; Diplostraca; Daphniidae. The transcript is spliced from 3 exons. The record is from RefSeq and is a predicted model, not a curated record. Gene Ontology annotation, cellular component: chitin-based extracellular matrix. The coding region runs from base 73 to 525 and encodes 150 amino acids. Gene Ontology annotation, molecular function: structural constituent of chitin-based larval cuticle.
AGUAGACUUGUAUAUAAGACACAGGUUAGAUGUUAGAUAGACGCACUCAACUUCCCACAGUCUUACGUCAAAAUGAAAAUCUUUGUUGUUUUCGCACUCUAUUUUGUGGCUGCUGGCGCUUCUCCACUGGGUUCAACCUCCGAUACUCGUGAACCUGUUAGAACUCAAAAUACCUCAGAAGUUUCAAUCCCCGACACCACAACUUCUAUUCCAAUUCUGAGACAGGAUUUGGUUAUAAAUAAUGGCUCAUUCAUCAACAACUUUGAAACUGGGCACGGCAUCGUCAUCAAUGAGAGCGGCAACCAGAAACAAAUCGGUGACGGAAGCGGGACCGUUUCUAGCGGUGCUUUCUCAUUCACCAAUCCGGAAGGAGCCGUUAUAACCGUCACUUGGAUUGCUAACGAGAACGGGUUCCAGGCCACCGGCGACCAUUUGCCCACUCCUCACCCCACGCCCGAGCACGUCGUCAAGAUGCUCGCCGAUAUGGAAGCUGCUGCUUUACACGCUAUUUCCACCAUUCCAUGAAUGUAGAAAAUUGGUCAAGUGUUUGCCUUUUAAUACACAACUCGGGGACGGAAUUCUCGUUUCCUUUCUUUUCUGGUAUACUUCGACUCCUGAUAAUGUAUACCGUGUUUUAUCAAUAUAAUGCAAUAAAAGCUUUUUAUUUUUA